AUGACUUCGCUGGAGCUACAAGAGCGAAGCCUAGCAGUUGUUAUCGUCGAGUCAACUGCAUGUCUCACAAUGAACGUAAUAAGUGUAAUAGGGAACACUUUGGUAUGUUUCGCCGUGUACAGGAACCCUAAGCUUCGAUCUACAAUCAAUCUGUAUAUCAUUGCGUUGGCAACAAGCGAUCUUCUUUGUGCAACAGUAGAAAUGCCACUGGCAUCGGCAACUUUGAUCACCGGUCGGUGGAUGUUCGGCGACGCCUUAUGCUGGUUUCAAGGGUUUGUUGAUGUAUUCAUCACAUAUGUAACUCCUGCGACUAUGGGUUUGACGGCGUUCAACAGAUAUAUGCGGAUUGUCAAAACUCAUAGCUACAAUAAGAUAUUUUCACCUUGCAAGUCUAAAAUUUGGUUGAGUAGCUUGUGGAUAACCAUAGCGCUCUACAUCAUUUUGGGGCAAAUAACAAACUUUAACAGUUUUGAAUUCAUUCCUGGUUUCGCAGUUUGCAGCGUGGUUUUUAUGUCAGCAGAGAGUCGAUUCGCUCACUACUGUGUUCUAUUCGCGCUGAGUUUGGUCUUCCCACUUUCCAUCGCUUGUUAUAGCUAUUAUAAAAUUUUCACUAAAACCCUUAAACACAACAAUGACGUUGCGCCUUCGCUGGAGACGAACGUGAACAGAUUUGGAAAAGUUUCGGUGCAAGAGAUUAAGGUUUGCCGAGCCUUAGCGUUUAUCAUAGCAGGCUUUUUGCUAAGUUGGGUUCCCAUGUGGGCGUUUUUGUUUUGGAUGCGCUUUUCGCGCGAGACAGCCCCUAGAGGCAUACAGUUGGCGGCGAUACAACUUCUUUUUCUUAGCAGCACAAUAAACCCCUUUAUCUACGCUGCCACUAACCGAGCUUUUCGAAAUGAAUUCUACAGAAUGCUGUGUUGGUGGAAAAAGAGACGUAUCCAAGGUUCCGAUCUGGCUGUUGAAGGAUUCAAAGUGACUAGAGCAAAUGAAAACAGAGACCAAGAGUUGGAAACGAACAUGUAA
Messenger RNA from Pocillopora meandrina, 1020 nucleotides. The record is from the annotation of a GenBank genome assembly. NCBI's taxonomy places the organism in Eukaryota, Metazoa, Cnidaria, Anthozoa, Scleractinia, Pocilloporidae.